AUAGAUCAACGAAUUUUGACGGGUUCCAGCAACAGUCACAGCAACUUGAACAGUAACCCAUUUACUGGCAACCGACAGACGAUCAUCACUGGAUCCGAUAGCUUUGGUGGAUCCUUUAGCAGCGCGCCUGUUUCGAGUUCUUCAUCUUGCGGCACUUCUUUCGGCUCUUCUGGUUCCUCGUUUAGCCCAGCUGGAUCUUCUUUCACUAGCAGCAGCUCAAGCUUUGGUGAUGACCCUUGCGCCAACUUCCAAUGCGGAUCAAACGCUAACUGCCUCCUUCGAAGCUUCCGGACUGUUUGCGCUUGCCGUGCUGGUUACGAGGGUGACCCUUACGCUGGAUGUCGUCGCUCAGAGUGUGUCGAAAACUACGAGUGCUCCACCGACAAGGUCUGCCACAACAACCGCUGUAUCAAUCCAUGUUCGACGUCGUGCGGUGUCGAUUCUGAAUGUACCGUUCGCAAUCACGUUACUGUCUGCCAAUGCCCCAAAGGAUUCAUCGGCGAUCCAUUCGUGUCCUGUACUCCAGCUUCCAGUUCCAGCCUGGCCAGGCGUCAAACUGGUGGAGAUUACUGUACCCCUACUCCGUGCGGAGCCAACUCCAGGUGUCGCGUCGAGAACAAUCGUGCUGUCUGCUCUUGCUUGGAUGGAUUUAUGGGCAAUCCCGUUGAGGGCUGCCAUCGUGAAUGCGAAACUGAUUCCCAAUGCGAGGCCAACCAGGCUUGCCUAGGCUUCCGUUGCAACGAUCCAUGUGGAAUUUGCGGAACUGAAGCCGACUGCAACGUUCGGAACCAACGCGCAAUCUGUAGUUGCCCGGACCACUUGUUGGGUGAUCCGUACAGCGGAUGCUACCCCGAGUGCACGCAUCACGAGGAAUGUCGUCCUCGCCAAGCUUGCUUCAAUCUCAAGUGUGUCGACCCGUGCCAAGCAGCUUGCGGCGACCGAGCCGAAUGCCGUGUCGAGAACCACAGGGCCAUUUGCUCUUGCCCCAAGGGCCACACUGGACAUCCAUUCACUGCUUGCCUACCAUUCGACAGGAGUAAGAAUGUCGUAUGCAAUCUUGAGGGUCUCAUCUAGACCAUAUCUCUUUUUCUCUGGUCAA
Daphnia carinata is the source of this 1099-nucleotide messenger RNA. Its product is annotated as sushi, nidogen and EGF-like domain-containing protein 1. The record is from RefSeq and is a predicted model, not a curated record. Lineage: Eukaryota; Metazoa; Arthropoda; Branchiopoda; Diplostraca; Daphniidae.